AUGUCUGAAAGCAAGCUUGUGUUCUUCAAGCCUACACUUGAACAUGUGAUACCGUGGAAAAGAUAUCAGUUAGAGCAACCGAAGGUGCUGGUCAACAACGAGCUCUAUGAUGAUAAAGAAGGCAAGUUGAUUCUAUAUGGUGGUGGGAGAGAGUUUCUGUUAAGAGACAUAGACAGAGGUGAAGAGGUAGAAGUAGAGGUUUACAUCCUUGAAGGGCGGUUAAUGCUCUGGAUCAAACAUCCUGAUAUUAACAAAGGUGUAGAGAUACCGAAUAGUAGUAUAAUAUAUCAUGGCUCAAGGAUCAACUACGAAGGUCGUGAUGGACAUCGACUAGAGUUGGUCGUGAGUGUCUGCAGGGACAAGAUCAUAGACGAACUAUUCGGCAGCGAUAAAUCACGUGACACUGAUAUAUAUGGUGGCACUGUCCUUAAUGGUGGUAACGAACUCAAUGCAGGCCAUGAGGGCUCCAGUAGAGGUGUUUCUGAAGAGCUGCCGAUGUAUACGCUUUCGAGUGUUGAGUUAGUGCUGAGGCCGAAAUAUUCCAGUUUUGAUAGAUAUUACAGUGAGGAGAUAGAGCAGCUGUUUACAUUUGACAAUUUUGGACUGAACCGUGGUGAUGAUCUGAUAGAGAACUGUCACAAUCAGCUGGCAUUGAGUAUUGAGCACAGUGCGCAAGAGGAAGAGGUAUUGUCAUCAGAUAAUGCUGGGAUGAACGAACAGCCAGGAGAACCUACAUCUAUGAGCACACUUUUAAACAGCAUGAACUCAACGAAUGGUAUGUAUCCUACAAACAUCGCACAGUCCGACCAGCGAUUUGAGAAUUCUAAUAGCGAUACGCCAGUUAUCGGUAAUACCGGCAACUGCGAUGAUUUAGAUGAUAUGAAUUUUGGGAUGGAGAUCGGCGAUGCUUCAAGUUUUGCAAUCGAGCAGAACCAGCUCAACCCUGCAUCGGCUAUUCUAGGGAGACGCAGCCGUGAUUCUUAG
Nakaseomyces glabratus is the source of this 984-nucleotide messenger RNA. It is a transcript of the gene LOT5, whose product is annotated as Lot5p. The record is from RefSeq and is a predicted model, not a curated record. Lineage: Eukaryota; Fungi; Ascomycota; Saccharomycetes; Saccharomycetales; Saccharomycetaceae.